GCGCGGCCGCGGGAAGUCGGCCCGACGCCCGGGCAGCAACAAUGAACUCCUCCACCCCACAGUCUGCUGGCAGCAAAGGAAAUAUCUCUUCCGACAGUGUAUUCUUGUCCCCUGGCACUAGACGGCAACCUCUUAGUGCCUCUGGUACCCCAGUGUUGGAGAAUUGCCCUGGAAAUGAUGACGAGCGGGAAAGGAAGCAGCGGCGACGCUCCAGGGUUAUCGAGCUACAGUUUAGCACUGAUUCACCUCUGUCACUGCAGUCCCCCUCCAACAAGCAGGCAGAAGCAUCACUGCCGACAUUCCCUCAAUUGUCAAAUGCUCAGAUUGCUGACCAUUACUCCACAUGCAUCAAACUUUCAACAGAAAAUAAAAUCACCACAAAGAAUGCCUUUGGCUUGCACCUCAUUGACUAUAUGACAGAAAUACUCAAGCAAAAGGACUCUGAGCUCACCAACUUUAAGGUAGCAGCUGGUACCCUGGAUGCCAGUGCGAAGAUCUAUGCAGUGAGAGUUGAUGCUGUCCAUGCCGAUGUUUACAGGGUUCUUGGAGGGCUGGGUAAAGAUUCUGCACCAGCGGGGCCUGUGGAGGGCCAGGAUGCAGGUGGAGCAGCUACGGAUUCUGAGAGAUCCAAGAAAAAUCCAAGUAAAAGGAAGCAUCUGUACAAAACCAUCGAACAGACUUUGAGUAAUAUCAAUGUUUCUGAGACAGACCGCAGGUGUGAGAUCGAUCCCAUGUUCCAGAGGCAGGCGACCUCUUUUGAUGAGUGUAGCUCGGCUGGUGUCUUCCUCAGCACGCUUCAUACGUACAGCCAUUUCAGUGAAGUCCUCUUUGAUUCCAUGGUCACACCUUUGGCGUCUUCUCCAACUUCAGAAUUACCACGUUCUUCCCCCGUAAAAGUGGAAAACUUAAAAUCCAUCCUGCUGCAGUGCGCCAGAAAGCGCCCCAUUUGCCCUUCCUUGGCUGGCUUUCUCUUCACUCAGUGGAACAGCAAAACCCAUAACGAGUCGGUCUCAGCUCUGCUGGAUAAAUUUAAGAAGAGCGACCAGGCAUUCGAUAUCAAUGCAGAGGCUGAUGGCGAUGAGGGGGACUAUGCCGAGGGCCCAGUGGAAGAUGAUUUUGAUGCUGAUACCAUGGAUAGAACAGUCGCAAAGGAUCUUGGGAAGUUUUCAGAAAAGCUGGAGGCAUGUCAAGCAACACCAGGGAGCUCAAAGAAAGGUGUGAUUUCUCUGGGGGAAGGAGAUGUGGGGUCCAUGUGCCUUCAUCUGUCCAUGAAUCCCAGUGAAUAUUCUUACUUCAGCCCCGGGACCAUGUCCUUGUGGGCAGGCCCAGAGCACUGGCGUUUCAAGCCCCACCAUAAACAUACAGGUGAUGCCAAUGCUGAGAAAGCAGGCAGAAGAAAGACUGCCAGAAAGGUCUUUGAGAUCAAUUUUGAGGAUGAGAUUGAGUUCGAGCUUCACUUCUGCAAAACGCGGGCAGCCACGACUCUGGCCAAGUCAACCCUCGGCAAUCAGAGCAAGAAAAGCAGCACCCUCCCUGCCGACUUCCAUUAUGACCCUGACAAGCUCACCCGCCUCUUCCUCAAGCCAGCCAAUAGGCUGUGGAAGGUGCCGAAGCCGUUGCAGAUCAGCUCAUCCAGUCAUGAUGACGGGGUUGGCGAGUAUGAUUACAAUAACCCCAAUGACACCUCCGAUUUCUGCCCUGCAUUGCAGGAUGCGGACAGCGAUGAUGACGGUCCCAUGGAAUUCGUAGGCCAGGGUGGGAUGUUUGAAAUGACUGCCAAUCCUGCGAGAGGGGCAGCUUCCGAUGAGGGCCUCCAUGGACGCAACGUCAGCACCUACAGCGAGUCGAACCUGGUGGCCGAGCCGCAGAGGGUAAACAAGAUAGAUAUUCAGUAUGCGAAAACUGCCAAGGCGAUGGACAUGAGGAGGCUCAAGCAGGCCAUGUGGUGUCUCCUGACUGAUGCCCCGAAGAAUCAGACUGAGGAAGAGAAAGCGAUUGCGGGGAAAACCACCUCUGUUCCAGAGGUGUCCGGCCAGAAGUCCUUCAGCGGCCUCACCAGGGAUUUGCUCCACAGGCUGCCGUCUGUGAUGGCAAGGAAUCUGUCUGUGCCGUUGGCGUUUGCUUGCCUCUUGCACCUGGCCAACGAAAAGAACCUGAAGCUUGCGGGUGUGGAAGACUUGUCUGAAGUCUUGGUGCUGCAAGGAGAUUAGUACAUGAUGAGUAGACCGAGAAGAGCCUGGACUACCUGAGAGGGGAUGCAUCCUAGCCAAGGAUAUGCACAGAUAGCACGAUCCCGUGUGAAACCUCUGGCCGCCCGUGCCUGGCAUCCCUCCGAAGGAUCUCGGCAGAACCUGAUCCUGUCCGAUCCUGUGCCUGGCAAAGAACUCCUGAGCCAUCAACACGUUGUUUAAAAUGAUGGGCAGGUGAGAGGAACAAGCCUGUUUUGGAUGUUCAAUUCUUCCGUGAUUUACACACGCUCUCUCACCCGCCAUGACCCUUUCAGUGGGCUCCCUCGGCCCCAGUCCACGACUCCCUCAAAAUUCUGGCAACGGUCACAGUGGCCGCAAAGGACCGCUGGGAAUAUUCAGCCCCCUUUUAAAAAUGUGCAGCACCUUCUUGUACAGAAAAGAGCCCUGCCUAGUGUUUCUCUUGCUUCCUUUUUAUAUAUUCUUCUCCCCUUGCAUUGCAGUUGCCUUAAAUGCUCUUAGGUGCUUGUCUUUUUAAA
Varanus komodoensis (Komodo dragon) is the source of this 2725-nucleotide messenger RNA. RefSeq names its product non-SMC condensin I complex subunit H (gene NCAPH). Gene Ontology annotation, molecular function: chromatin binding. Gene Ontology annotation, biological process: mitotic chromosome condensation. The coding region runs from base 42 to 2210 and encodes 722 amino acids. The transcript is spliced from 18 exons. NCBI's taxonomy places the organism in Eukaryota, Metazoa, Chordata, Lepidosauria, Squamata, Varanidae. The record is from RefSeq and is a predicted model, not a curated record. Gene Ontology annotation, cellular component: condensin complex.